AUGCGCCUUCUAGCACACCUCUUGAUCAGGCGGCACUCAAGGCUUUGUCCUUUUGCCCUCUCUACUCCCCGAAGUGUCUUUUCGUCUUCCUGCAAACGAUUCUCUUCUUCAUAUUCCGAUAGGACCUUUGGCAUCCCCGUGGGGAGCAAUGGGCAUGUCUUGUUGAGUGUAACCGAAUCGCUCGAGUCUCCGAAACAAGCCUAUCCGAAUGUGACCGUUUAUCUCCCCCCGGGGCCGGUUUUCCAGCAACAGAAUACACCUACAAGUACCGAUGUGAAGAAUUCGGUCUCCCACAAUGACACCGAUCCCUUCCGCGCCCAACAUGGCCUCGCUACAUCGACCUCCUCAACCGUCGUAACCAUCUACUACCGCCUAGGCACAAUCGAACCACCCGAGGAGCAACUCCCCGACGCAGAAAACCCUGAAAAUGACGGUAGCAGUACCGCGAAAUCAGCCGUCGCCAAACCCGAUGAGAAUGAAUCGCCCCGCCUCGUACACUACGAAUACGAGAAUGCUGUGCACGAUACAUUAACAGCAUUCGACUGGAUCCAGAAAACCUUCCAGCCGAGUCAGCUGGAUGUCCUGGGUAGUCAUGUCGGUGGCUCUUUGGCGCUGAUGCUCGCGCUUACGGAGUCGCAGUCGAUACAUGCUGUCGCGGCUGUGGAACCCAUUUGUGACUGGACGGGUUUGGAUGAGUGGUGCAUGGUUCCCGACUACCUACCAGCAGAAACAGAUCCACAGAUCGAAGCGAUAGAGGAACACAUAUCGAACUUGAGAUUAUCCGAAGGUGGAAGGGGAGCCAUAAAGAGAAAAACAAAAUCUCAAUCCGUCGCACCUCCAGAACUAGUCCCUCUCCUCGAAGCCCGCAGAUCUCUCUUCGUCAAGCCAGAGCGGUAUUUCGACCCCUUCGCCUCUCCAAUCAUUUUCGUCCGCACUCCUGGAAGGGCUAUCCCCGCCAAGUUUCCACUUUACCUCACCGGCCCCGACCAUCCGAUCCCCGUGUUACGAGAGAAAAUCGUCCUCGACGUAAUGUCCCUUGGCCUCGUCGAAGACGAGGACGUCCUCCGCGGUGAAACCCUGGAAGAAGAAAUAGACGACGAGCAAUUCAACAACUAUUACGAUGAAUCCAUCUACAUCGUAGCCGAUCAGAACGGAAGAAGAUACAACCUCGAGAUCCCAAUGUACCGAAAAGCACUCCUCCGCUGGCCCCCAGAGGGCCUCGAUUACGGCCUCAGCGGCGUAAACUGGUUCCAGCCACAUCUUCUUGAAUUCAAGAGGUUGGAUAUGACGCUUCCCUGGGUUCAUUUGUUUGUUCGCCGGCCCGAGUCCAGGAGAUCCGGGAACAAGACUAUUCUCUCUGAACAAGCGAAGUAUAUGCAUAAAACCCUGCAACGGGCGUGUUUCUGGGGGGAUAAUGCUAGGAAGGAAGUCCGUGAGAAGGGUGUUCAAUUGUCAAGAGUCCCUUCGGGUGAAGUGUGGCCUGCUAGCGAUGGUAUUGAGAAGAUGGCUGGGGAGUGGUUGAAUAGUGUUAUGGAGUGGCCGCGCAAUCCUGAGAAAGAGAAGGAAGAGACAGGCGAGGAGUCUAGCGGUUAA
This is a messenger RNA of Aspergillus glaucus CBS 516.65, 1593 nucleotides long. RefSeq lists its product as uncharacterized. The transcript is spliced from 2 exons. NCBI's taxonomy places the organism in Eukaryota, Fungi, Ascomycota, Eurotiomycetes, Eurotiales, Aspergillaceae. The coding region runs from base 1 to 1593 and encodes 530 amino acids. The record is from RefSeq and is a predicted model, not a curated record.